Molecule: messenger RNA, 3586 nt
Organism: Papaver somniferum (opium poppy)
Lineage: Eukaryota; Viridiplantae; Streptophyta; Magnoliopsida; Ranunculales; Papaveraceae
Product: putative transcription elongation factor SPT5 homolog 1
Exons: 19
Coding region: 168-3266 (1032 amino acids)
Biological process (GO): regulation of DNA-templated transcription elongation; transcription elongation by RNA polymerase II; transcription elongation-coupled chromatin remodeling
Cellular component (GO): DSIF complex
Molecular function (GO): mRNA binding
Source: RefSeq, a predicted model, not a curated record
UCCAUCGGAUCCCAAAAUGUUUUUCAAAUCAAUUUUGAAAUUCUAAACAUAUUAACUAAACUAGUAUAAAUACAUGAUCCUCAACCACUCAAAACCUAAGUACUAAACAAAACUCUUCGAGAGAAAACUCACAAAAGCAGAGUAAACUUGCAGAGCGAAGUGCGAAAAUGUCGAAAGGCAAAACCCUAGCUCAUCACCGCGGCGAUGGAGAAGAAGAAGAUGAUGAAGAGGAGUACGAUGAUGAAGUAGAAGAACUGGAGGAGGAGGAUGAGGAAGAAGAUGAGGAGUUUGAUGUAGAGGCUUAUGAAUCAAGAGGUUAUAGUAGAAGUGGUAAAGGGGGCGGCGUCGGCGGCGGCGGCGGCGGGAAGAGUAAUGGCGGUGGGAGAAGCCGUGGUGGUGCUGGUUCGAGUAAAAAACGAAGGCGGUAUGAUGAUGAUGAUGAGGAGGAUGAAGAUGACGAUGAUGAGGAGCGGGAUGGGAAUUCGAGACAGAAAAAGAGAGUUGUGGCGGCUUUCUUUGAUGAUCAAGCAGAGGUUGACGAUGAGGAUGAAUAUGAAUCAACAGAUGGAGAAGACUAUGAAGGUGAACCAUUUAUAGAUCAUAGUGAUGAAAUACCUCAAGAAAGAGGUGUUGGCAGAAGGAUGGAACACCCUCAUUGGUUAGACAGAGGGGAUGAGGAAAUUGAUGUCGCGGAAUAUGAGAGAAUAGUUCAAGAGCGAUACCAACGCUACGAAGAUAAUUCCGGAGAUUAUGCUGAAGAUACCAAUGAUGUUGAGCAACAAGCAAUUCUGCCGUCAGUUAAGGAUCCCAAGUUGUGGAUAGUGAAAUGUGCGAUUGGUCGUGAGCGAGAGGCAGCUUUUUGCCUCAUGCAAAAGUGUAUUGAUCAAGGUCAUGGGAUGAAUAUAAGAUCUGCUAUUGCUCUCGAUUAUCUCAAGAAUUAUGUAUACAUUGAGGCUGAUAAGGAGGCCCAUGUUAAAGAGGCUUGCAAAGGUCUCAAAAUGUUGAAUACUACAAAAGUAAUGCUUGUUCCGAUUAAAGAAAUGAGUGACGUGCUUACAGUAAAAGGCAAAACCAUGGAUAUCGUAAAAGAUAUGUGGGUACGAGUGAAGAUUGGGAUAUAUAAAGGGGAUCUUGCAAAGGUUGUUAAUGUGUUAGAUAUGCGUCAAAGGGUUAUGGUCAAGCUAGUUCCAAGGGUUGAUUUACAAGCCAUUGCUGAUAAAUUGGAAGGUAGAAGAGUCACGAAGAAGGCAAUUGUCCCCACUCCACGUCUCAUAAACAUAAAUGAAGCGAGGAAGCUUAAUAUACCAGUAGACACUAGAAGGGGACGAAGCACUAGAAUGCACUUUGAUGUGUUUGAUGGAAAGAUGUUUAGCGAAGGUUUCCUAUAUAAAACACUAUCCAUGAAAUCAAUAAGUUAUCAGAAUAUUCAACCAUCUUUUGAUGAGCUUCAGAAGUUUUCUGAGCCUGGACAAGGAGUUGGGGGGAUUAUGUCCAUGUCCACUUCAGUUGCAAAUGGGAGAAAAUGCCCCUUCAUGAAGGGUGAUGCUGUUAUUGUUGUCAAAGGAGAUCUGAUGAAUCUGAUGGGAUGGGUUGAAAAAGUUGAUGAAGAUAAUGUCCAUAUCAGACCAAAAAGGAAGGACUUGCAUACAACAGUUAUUGUGAAUGGAAAAUAUGUUAGCAAAUAUUUCAAGCCUGGGGAUCAUGUGAAGGUUGUCUCUGGUGCUCAUGAAGGUGCAACCGGUAUGGUUAUUACGGUUAACAGUAAUGUACUCGUCAUCAUAUCUGAUGCUACUAAGGAAAAUAUCCGUGUCUUUGCUGACCACGUCGUGGACAGCUCUGAAGUAACAUCUGGAGUUACCAGAAUUGGGGAUUAUGAGCUUCACGACCUUGUCAUGCUUGAUAACAUGAGUUUUGGGGUAAUUAUACGGUUAGAGAGUGAAGCCCUCCACAUACUGAAGGGAGAUCCAGAUAGACCUGAGGUCGUACUAGUGAAGUUGAGGGAGAUCAAAUACAAGAUUGAGAGGAAGAAUACUGCUCAAGAUCGAUGGAAAAAUACUGUGUCUGUUAAAGAUGUUGUGAAGAUUCUCAUGGGUCCUUGCAAAGGGAAACAAGGUCCUGUUGAACAUAUACUGAAAGGAAUAUUGUUCAUAAAAGACCGUCAUCACAUGGAGCAUGCUGGUUAUAUUUGUGCAAAAGCACAGUCUUGUAUAGUAAUGGGCGGCUCUCAUUCCAAGGUUGUUUCCCCUCCCCCUAGAUAUGGAGCUUCUAGAGACUUGGCUCAUAUUCCCCCUUCACCAAGAAGAUGUCCUAGAGGAGGACCUCCAUUUAACUCUGGAGGAAGACAUACAGGUGGACGACGAGGGUAUGAUUCAUUUGUUGGCACUACCAUUAAAAUUCGUGUUGGUAACUACAAGGGAUGCCGUGGUCGUGUUGUAAGUGUUAAUGGCCAAUUAGUUCGAGUUGAACUGGAAUCUCAGAUGAAAACUGUUACAGUUAAACGUAACGAGAUCUCUGAUAACAUGGCUGUUUCUACGUCAUUCUGUGAAACACCUCAGCGUGGUAUUGGAAGUGAAACACCCAUGCAUCGAGCACAAACUCCACUGCGCCCAUGUAUGACUCCAUCAAGAGAUCAAGGAGGAGAAACACAGAUACAGAUCGGUAUCCGGACCCCCAUGCGUGAUCAAGCUUGGGAUCCUUAUGCUGCUGCUACUCCAGCCAGGGAUAGCUGGGAAGACGGAAAUCCUGGUUCACGGGAAACUCCUCUUGCACGUUCAAAUGAAGCCUCUGUAUCAGCAUCACCUAAAACAGGUUCGGGUUGGGGCAGCUCUGGUGAAAAAAAUCAUGGCUCAUGGGGAACUCCUCUUGCACGUUCAAAUGAAGCCUCAGUAUCAGCAUCACCGAACACAGAUUCAGGUUGGGGCACCUGGGGUGAAAAAAAUCCUGCCUCAUGGGGAACGCCUCUUGCACGUUCAAAUGAAGCCUCAGUAUCAGCAUCACCGAACACAGAUUUGGGUUGGGGCACCUGGGGUGAAAAAAAUCCUGGCUCAUGGGGAACCACUGCACAAGCCCAGCAGGGAACUCCUCUUGCACGUUCAAAUAAAGCCCCUGCAUCUCCGACCACAGGGUCAGGUUGGGAAAGUUGGGGCAAUCAAAAUCCUGGCUCGAGAGGAACCAGUCCACAAUGUCAGCGGGGAAGUCCUCUUGCACGUUCAAAUGAAUCGCCACCACCAGCAAUAACCACAGGUUCAGGUUGGGGCAGUUGGUAGAUACAGCAGCAGUUCAGUAAAUUACUCUUGGUUUUUAUUUAAUCUUACGGACAACAACUCAUUCUAAUGUGACAGAAUGGGGUCAUAUUUAAAGAUGCAGUAGGCUAAAUCAGUUUUUGUAUAGUCACUCGCUACGUUUAUAUUUAGCAAAGUCAUAGGUCAUUUGUUUUAGAUAUAUGUUCUCGACACCACGCCCUUUGACAAUGUAAGUUGAGUUUUUGUGGAUUGAAUGUCACAUUUUUGUACAGAGUUCUACUCUUUGACAGUAUCUGAAGUUCUGAACUUAAAUUUAACGAGGCAGGUCUGAGCCAUUUUAUGUG